AUGUCUUCCCAGUGCGUGGUACUCCUGGCCGUUGUAGCCUGCUUGGUACACCAUCAGGUAGCGGCCAGGCCCGUUCGCAAAACAUUGAAUUUCAACAUGUUCGUAUUAAACCCGCAGCAUCAGGGUUCCGCUGAUCGAACCAUCCUAGCUACCGACGGGGUGUCGAGGUUCGGACCUAUUUUGGAGUACUUGGUGCAACGCGUUCAAGGCAUGAUGUCAGUUCGAUUACCAGUGGAGGCAAGUUACCACACGGAUGAAAAAGUUCCUGACGUAUCAGAAAAUGAAGUGGACGGUGUACAAGCGAAGAUGCCUGGUGUGGUCGUUCGACCUUCUCGCGCGAAGCCUGGGACAUACGAUGUGGAAAUCGAUGUCGUAGUCGAUGACGGACAGCCCAACAAAAUCGACUGA
Messenger RNA from Pararge aegeria (speckled wood butterfly), 408 nucleotides. RefSeq lists its product as uncharacterized. NCBI's taxonomy places the organism in Eukaryota, Metazoa, Arthropoda, Insecta, Lepidoptera, Nymphalidae. The record is from RefSeq and is a predicted model, not a curated record. Bases 1 to 408 code for a protein of 135 amino acids. The transcript has a single exon.